Alligator sinensis (Chinese alligator) is the source of this 3325-nucleotide messenger RNA. It is a transcript of the gene DDX28, whose product is annotated as DEAD-box helicase 28. Gene Ontology annotation, molecular function: nucleic acid binding; ATP binding. The transcript is spliced from 2 exons. Lineage: Eukaryota; Metazoa; Chordata; Crocodylia; Alligatoridae. The coding region runs from base 1 to 1056 and encodes 351 amino acids. The record is from RefSeq and is a predicted model, not a curated record.
AUGGCUGAAGAAAACAAGCGUCGGAGAUCCGGCGGGGGCCGCGUUUUGGUUUUACUGAAUUUACCCAAACGGGGGGAGGCGGCUUUUCAAGCAAACGAAGCCGGAGCUGGGACUAAAACGGAAGAGGGGGACGCAGCUCUCUGCUCUCGCACCCUUUGGAGCAGGAGGCAGCGGUGCGCGGAGCCCUCCCUGGAUGUGCUGCUGGCCACGCCGGGGGCCCUGUGCAAGGCGCUGCGGAAGCGGAUGGUGACCCUGGAGCAGCUCAGCUGCCUGGUGCUGGAUGAGGCUGACACCCUGCUGGACCCCACGUUUGUGGAGCUGGUGGAGGAGGUGCUGGCGCAUGCUCCCCUGACCUGCAGGCCCCAGGAUUUGGCUGAUCCGUGGGAUGUCAAAACCCAGCUGGUGGUCGUCGGAGCCACCUUCCCUGGAGGCCUGAGCCGGCUGCUGAGCAAGUUUAGUGACAUUGGCCACUUUGUCAGGCUCAUCAGUCAGAGCCUGCAUUGCCUCCUACCCCACAUCCAGCAGAAAUUUGUCCGGAUCAAAGGCAGAGACAAAGUGUCUGAGCUGUUGCAGCUCAUCAAAGUCCGGAACCCUUCCAGUGGAGCCCUUCUGGUCUUCUGUAACAAGGCCCCCACAGUCAACUGGCUCAGCUACAUCCUUGAUAAUCACAAAAUCAAGCACCUGAGACUGCAGGGCCAGAUGCCUGCAGCCAUGAGAGCAGGUAUCUUCUCUGCCUUCCAGAAGGGAGAGAAGGACAUCCUUGUCUGCACUGAUUUAGCUUCCCGAGGACUGGAUACCAGCCGCGUGGAGCUGAUAGUCAACUAUGACUUCCCAGACACCCUGCAGGACUAUCUCCAUCGGGUAGGGCGUGUUGGUCGUGUGGGUAGCCAGAAGCCUGGAUCUGCAAUUAGUUAUGUGACCCAUCUGUGGGAUGUUGACCUGGUGAGGAAGAUAGAGACUGCAGCCCGGAGAAGGACUAGCCUCCCGGGUAUGAAGACCUCCAUUGAUGAGCCUUUGCCUGAAACAGACUCGACUCAGACUGCCAAACAGCAAUGAAUUUUGUGUUUGAAUUAGACUUAGGCUCCUACUAAAGGCUUACUGUUAUAUUUAAUACUGGCAAUCUUAUGUUUGUGACCCAGAAUGUAAAUGUUAUAGCCAAAGAAUUUAAGCUUUUCGUUGCGUCAUGACCCUAAGGUGUAUUGAUUCAUUUCAGUUGUAGCAAUUACUUUACAUUUUUGCAAAAUCAAAUUGUAGUAAUGUGCAACAGGUAGUUAAAAUGCUUUUAGGGAAGGCUUGAAAUUGACUUUCUCAAUUUCAUUGCUUUUGAUCUAUUUGUUCAAAGCUCAUUAAUAUUCAAUUUGAUGUAAAUCAGAUGUAUCUGGAUAAAAAAUAAGUUAGGAUUAUGUAGUCACUAUAAUCCUGAAAAUUAUAUUUCAUUAAUGUUCUAGUAUAGGUGGCUAGCUAUGUUAGCCUGAUGUCAGGCAGAAGGUAGGGCGGGGCAGCACCCUUGAAACUGGUUCAGAGAGGCAUGAGUUUUCACAGUGAUCUGCUGUGUCAGAUGCUAGGAAAGGACUCCCAUUUCUAGCUCACUGUUUCUACCUUGCUUACCUUCUGGCUGCGCUGAUACAAUAUUAGCAACAGCCAGGAACUGAAUAUUAGGUGAAGGUUAAAAUAACAAUUAUUGUGGAAAUAUGUUGCCUCUUCCCUCAAGUGUAUUAAAGGUUAUAUAUAUCUGUUAAAGGUUAUAUAACUAUUGUAAAUUAAGGCUUGUUUAUCUCCAGCACAGGUAGGUGUAGUGGAAGUUUCUGGACCAUAAUCUAACCUUCUAUCUGAACUCUGACGUUGCAGGAAAAAACAUCUUCCUUGGUCUUACAAUGUCACAGUACAAUACAGAUUCAGAAAUUUUUUCCUGGAAAUACACACCAGGUAUUUCAAAAGUGGAGCUAGGACACAAUGGAAAGAAAAUGGAAGGGAAGUGCUGGUUAAGCAGUUUGUACUCCAAGGUUACCUCCCAGUAGUACAUUUGUAGUAUUUUAUAGGUUGAAGAGAGAGGCCUUUCACGCUUUUUUAUGAAAGUUCUUUUGCUUGUUUUUUAUUAUAUAUUCAGGCUUUAAUUGUUGAAAUAUUAGGGUAAGGAGAAUCUCUGGCGAGAAGAAUGUACCUCUCAGAGUGCCAUUCACAAGUAGAUCAAAGCACUGUUUAAAGGGGGGGUCAUAGAUAGUGCAUUAGGCACCCAGAGAUGAAAUAACUUGGCCACAGUCACCAAGUAGGCUAUUGAUGGUUGGAAAUAAGAUGUAAGUUCCAUGAAUCCUGCUCUGGCACACUGAUACUUAACACCUAAAUAAAACUCCUCCUUUGUCAAAAGGGUUGGAGUCAAAACUGUCUCCCUCAAUUUUUUGUGAACCAUUGUAGAUUCUGUGUUCCCUCCUCUUCCCUCCUCCAGGCAGCUGCAGUAAAAGCAUCACGGACUGUGUGUCAGUCUGAGGAGAAGGAGUAGGAGAAUAGGGGAGUGAAAGGUAGUGUUGAGCUCUCCCAUGUCUGCGCUCAAAAAUAAGUUUUAAUGGAUGAGGACAGCUUCACAAUUUUGUCCAAAGUCUGUCUUCUCUGACUCCCCUGCAUUAUGUCAUGGACUGAAAAGGAAAUGCUUUGACCGAAUGCUGCCUAUAGCAGUGUGAGUGGGCAAGUUAUUGCUUUUGAAUGGAAUUGUUUCCUGGUGAGUGGCUUCAUUACUUCCUUGUCUGAUUUUUAAGGAAGUUAAGCCCUAUUUUUGGGUUUUUAGUCAAUCAUCAGUGUUAGAAAACAAAAUUUUGAUUCAUAGCUGAGAUUUAUUACAGAUCCUUUACCACUUAAUCCAUCUUUCUGUGUACCUGCUUAUAUCCCCUCUGUCAACUCAGGGGUGUGGAAAGUGCUAAUAUGGUCAAAAGACUAAUUACUGAAAAGAUCAGAGUGGGAUAUUUCUGUUAUUUUUUUGCAAGGGAAAUUGUGCAUAACUAUAUACUAGUAGUAAUAGACAUGCAAAGGAAAAACACAAGCAAUUACAAUACUACUCUGGUUUCACUAAGUAUUUGGGGAAACUUAGCUCAAGCUUAACUAAUACAGUUCAGGUUCAGAAAUGUAUGCCUAGAGAGAGAGAGCUGGGAUCUCACCGGUCCAAGGUACUCGAGUCUCAAAGCUGACGGGUAAAAUUCCUAACACAGUCCUUGAAACGAAAUGAUCUGUUCUUCCAGCGUUCCAAGAAUGACGGGAUGGUGUCAGCACAGGAGUUUUCUUCUUUCUUGAAGGACCCACACUGUUUACAGAUUUUUAUACCCUCAGUUCAGCUGCU